Xyrauchen texanus (razorback sucker) is the source of this 7274-nucleotide messenger RNA. Its product is annotated as epidermal growth factor receptor substrate 15-like 1. NCBI's taxonomy places the organism in Eukaryota, Metazoa, Chordata, Actinopteri, Cypriniformes, Catostomidae. Gene Ontology annotation, cellular component: clathrin coat of coated pit; plasma membrane; cytoplasm. The transcript has 25 exons. The record is from RefSeq and is a predicted model, not a curated record. Gene Ontology annotation, molecular function: cadherin binding; calcium ion binding. The coding region runs from base 5 to 2746 and encodes 913 amino acids. Gene Ontology annotation, biological process: endosomal transport; endocytosis.
AAAGAUGGCAGCCCUCGCGACCCUCACUCAGCUGUCAAGUGGAAACCCUGUGUUUGAAAGCUUUUACAGACAGGUGGACCCAGGAAACACAGGGAGGGUUGGACCCACAGAGGCUGCCUUGUUCUUGAAGAAAUCAGGCCUACCAGACAUCACUUUAGGAAAGAUCUGGGAUUUAGCUGAUCCAGAUGGCAGAGGUUUCUUGGAUAAACAGGGAUUUUAUGUUGCACUGCGACUUGUAGCCUGCGCACAGAGUGGGCACGACAUCAGCCUUGCCUGUUUAAACCUUCCUGUUCCCCCUCCAAAAUUCAUGGACCACAGUAGCCCAUCGCUGAGUUCUGUAACAACAUCAAAUGAAAGCCACUGGGCUGUGCGGCCAGAAGAGAAGAGCAAAUUUGAUGGUAUUUUUGAAAGUCUUGCCCCAGUAAAUGGAUUACUGUCUGGUGAGAAGGUCAAACCAGUCCUAAUAAAUUCUAAACUACCUGUGGACGUCCUUGGAAAGGUGUGGGAUUUGAGUGACAUCGACAAAGAUGGACACUUGGACAAAGACGAGUUUGCAGUGGCGAUGCACCUGGUGUACCGUGCCCUGGAGAAGGAGCCCGUGCCCUCCAUCUUGCCCUCUUCUCUCAUCCCUCCAUCCAAAAGGAAGAAGUCAUCAGGCUCUUUGUCCAGCAUGGUGCCAGUGUUGCCAGGCAGCCCACCGCCACCAAAAGACAGCCUGCGCUCCACACCCUCUCACGGCAGCAUGAAUUCCCUGAACAGUGCUGGGAGUUUGUCUCCAAAACACACCCUCAAAUCCUCACAGCAUUCGAUAAACUGGGUCGUACCAGUCGCAGACAGAGGGCGCUAUGAUGACAUCUUCCUCAAAACAGACACUGACCUUGAUGGUUUUGUUAAUGGCCAUGAAGUCAAAGAUAUCUUCAUACAGUCUGGGCUUCCUCAGAACCUCCUGGCACAUAUUUGGGCUUUGGCGGACACCAGGCAAAUGGGUAAACUCACACGGGAGCAGUUUUCCUUAGCCAUGCAUUUCAUUCAGCAGAAAGUGUGCAAAGGUUUGGACCCUCCACAAGCUCUGACUCCAGAUAUGAUACCGCCAUCUGAACGAGGCACACCAGGACCAAGCCUAUCAGGGUACAUGACACCAGUGGGAUCUGAAAUGGCUGCACUAACAGAGAUGCGCCGGGACAGCUCCAGCUCCGUGGGUUCUGGCGAGUUCACCGGGAUUAAAGAACUGGACGAUAUCAGUCAGGAAAUUGCUCAGCUGCAGAGAGAGAAAUACACAUUGGAACAAGACAUCAGAGAAACAGAAGAGUCCAUUAGACACAAAACCACAGAGGUUCAGGAGAUGCAAAACAAUCUGGACCGAGAGACGUGCAGCCUCCAGGAGCUUGAGGCCCAGAAGCAGGAUGCUCAGGACCGGCUGGAGGAGAUGGACCAGCAGAAGGCAAAACUAGAGGACAUGCUCAAUGACGUCAGACAGAAAUGUCAAGAAGAGUCGCAAAUGAUCUCCUCCCUACAGAACCAGAUCCACUCUCAGGAGUCAGAUCUGCAAAGUCAAGAAGAGGAGCUGGGCCGAGCAAAGGCUGACCUGAACCGCCUACAACAGGAAGAGGAUCAGUUAGAGCAGAGUCUACAGGCAGGCAGGAUUCAGCUGGAAACCAUCAUAAAAUCCCUCAAAGCAACACAAGACGAAAUUAACCAGGCUCGUAGCAAACUCUCCCAGAUCCAAGACAGUCAGCAUGAGAUCAGUAAGAAUAUCGAGCAGUACAGCAGCACUCUCAAUGGAACCCACGGGGGCAGCAUGACCAACCUAGCCGACAUGAGCGAAGGCUUCCCAGAGAAAGAGAAUGGCGGCUUCGGGGCCAUGGAGGAUCCUUUUAAGGUGAAGGCCACAGUGUUCAACAGCGCCCCUCAGGAGAUGCAGAUGGAUCCCUUCCAGUCUGAGGACCCAUUUAAAACAGACCCAUUCAAAGGUGACCCUUUCCAAAAUGACCCUUUCUCAAAGCAGACCACCACAGUUGCAGAUCCCUUUGGUGGAGACCCUUUCACGGAGACUGACCCAUUUAGGACUUCUUCUGAAGAUUUCUUUAAGAAGCCCUCCAAGCCAGACCCCUUCAGCAAUGCUGAUCCUUUUAGUAAAAGUGCCACUCUUCCCUCAAAGAGUCAUCAAUUCUCAAGCAAUGACCCUUUCAGCUCCACCAGCCCCAAACCGAAAGGCCAAGAUUUCUUUGGUAAUUUGGACCCUUUCGGAAGCAGUUCAUUUGGCAGCAACAGCGGAUUUGCCGACUUCAGCCAAAUGUCAAAGGGCUUUGUAGAUGACCCCUUCAGCCGAAAACAAGAUAUGCCAGCUCUACCACCCAAGAAAAGCAUACCACCUCGGCCUAAACCACCCAGCGGUAAAAGCACUCCAGUAAAUGUUCCCGGAUCUGCGGAUUCAACCAAGACGAGCGAUCCCUUCCAGCCCUUCAACGCUGACCCCGUCGACCCUUUUCAGAGUAAAAAGGGGGUGGGAGACCCAUUUAGUGGCAAAGACCCGUUUGCUCCAUCUGCCCCAAGUAAAGCCUCUAAAGACUCUUCAUUGGGUUUUGCAGACUUCAGCUCUUUUGGCAAUGAAGCCCAGCAGAUGGAGUGGGCGAAACGGGAAAGUGAGAGAGCGGAACGGGAGCGGCUGAAGAGACUCCGACAACAAGAGCAGGAAGACCUGGAGCUGGCCAUCGCUCUCAGCAAGGCAGAGAUGUCUAACGCCUGACCCCUCCGCCCAACACCCUUCAGAUCCACCCCUCUAUACACUACAGCGACGAGAGUGUGUGUGGCUGCAUCCGAAAGCUUAUGGGCCACUUACACCAAACACGUUUUUGUGUCCGUAUGCAGCAUUUUAAAUAAUUUUUCUCUUUAAACGUGCAAGUCGGAUGUCUUUCAACAUUGUGCCGUAUCUCGCACAGGAGCGCCACGUUUAGGCGCUGUAUCAUGUUUAAAAGAACUUCAGCUAUUAAGAGCAUGUCUUGAGACACCUGAGUUUUUUUCUAUUCGUUGAGCUGAUUCUAGCUUUUUUUCCCCUGCAAAACAAGUUUUUUCUGAGAAGCAGUUGCCUUGCUGUCUCAGAAAACCUUUCAAGUCGCCAUAAUGUCAUGUCUAAUCAUCUAAAACAAAUUUAAGUGAACAUUAGACAUAACCAAGCAAAAUAUUUAGUAACUACAAUGCUUAUUUCUUAGUCUUAAUUAAAAUUUUAAAAUAGACAUUUAUAAACUAAUUCACUAAAUUUUUUCCUAACCACACGUACACACACACACACAAUUUUGGGAUAUUGAAGGCAGCAAAGGACACAUCUAAGCUGCUUUCAAAAACGUACUGGAUAAAGGCAUGUUAGUGGACAGCAUGUUACACAGAUAUCAGAUUCUGACAUGUUUUGAUGCCUUCCAAUCUCCUACGUGUAUACUGUCUGCGGUGGCAGCAUUUUUUAGCUUUCGGACGCAGCCAUCGCGCGUGUGUGUUUGACAAAGAUAAAGUAAAUGUGAGUGGUUAGAGUUCUUUUGUUUAUUAAUGUUGAAUCUGCUAAUUCACUCUACAUGCACUGCAUUAACCUCUCAGAUGGAGUAAAUUGUUUAUUUAAAGUGUAUGUAUGUGUGUGAAUGUGCAUCAACAGAGCCAUGGACAUUUGAAGACCGUUAUUGGUCUCCACAAGUCAUUAUCUCCGCUGUGUCUCCCAAACUCACACUAAAUGUUGGACUAAAAGGGACUAAGAAACCAGAAUAUAGAUGUGGAUGAGUUUUAAACAGGUAGGGUCAACCUCGAAACUUAAAUUACCACAGUCCCUAUUUUCUCUGAGCCCGUGUGCAAGGCACUUAAUUCCAAGUUUUGAAUUGGUCGAUUUGGUUACAGAGCAUGUGCUAAAUGAUAAAUUACUGGCUCCAGCUCUAGUCAGUAUGGUACACACUGGAAUUAGAGCAGCACCUUGCAGACUAAACGUCUGUAUAAACCUCUUGAGCGUAAAGCUGAAUGAGUGAUGCUCUGUUAUCUGUAAGUGUCAGUUAAAGGAGAGCCGUUUGAUUCAGACUGGAAAAAAGUGAAAAAAAGUCUAUCCUAAGUCAGAGGAGAACAUUAACAUAAAGUAACUGCACUGAUGUUUUUUAUUUUAUUUUUACCCCAGUAUUAGAAGAUACCUAGCUAGAUUAAGAAGUUUGAGGCCACAAUGAGCACGUUUACUUACAACGCAAUACUCUGAUAACUAUCAAUAAUCGGCUAUCAAAAAUCAUUCAUUAAAGCGAGAACUGAAGAAACCUGCGUUUACAUGAGAUUUGAAACCAUUCAAUCAUUCCCUGUUUUUGAUGUCAAAACAUAAACACACAUUGGAUAAGCCGGUAAAGGUGUUCACUUGAAACACGAUAUCAGGGGAAUGGGCAAAAAUUUAUGUACGGCAAUUGUUUUUGCUUAAACAAUUUAUGAUCUUACCUCAGUAAAGGUACGCCGUUUAAGGCGUUUACAUGAUGACGCACAUUGUUUGUUUACUAAGCAUAAUAAGUGGAUGAAUGUGUGUCAAGGCGAUCAAUGUUGCAUAAAUAACAACAGCUAAUGCCUAGAUGUUUGCUAUUAAGACUCUUCGCUACUUAGAUUUGCAGUUUCGUUGUUUGGAUUCUGUAUUUAUAGCAAUUUUAAAUUGUUGAUAGGGUAAUCCAUGGGCCUAAAAGCACGCCAGUUUUCGCUUUUGCAAAAAGUUAAAUUUGCGAACUUUUUCCCAAUUUCUGUGCUGUUUUUUAUCAUUUUCGAGUGUUAAAUAGAGUUAAGACAUUUAUCGGUAGCUGAAAGCGCAAUCAAAUUGGCAAAAUAUUUAAUAAAUAAACACGCAAGUGAUUGGGAUUUUGCGCAAGUUUGCAAAUGACGGUAAAUCAGAUUUUGUGGAAAUCGACGGAAUUUUAAGUGCCGUUCCAACACAGUAACUGGGUUUUGAAAUAGAUUUUUACUUACUGGGUUUCCAUCCAACAAUUUUUAUACAAAUGUAAAAUUUUGCUUAAGAAAACCUGAAUGGAAAAGCAGGUGCAUAAACUCUCAAAAAUGUAUGUGCUAGGCAGAGGGCAUAUUUAGGUGAUGGAAUUAGCUUAUGAUGUGCUUUAACAUUUGUGCACGAAAGUUUUGACUUGGCACACAAUUCUUCAAACAAAGCCAUUCACAUUCGGAAGUGUUUAACCCACAGUUGGUCAUUAAAGUGGGUCCUCACAAUCUGCCUGAACAGUUUUUAGCACGGGCCCUCUUUGGUAUACGGAGGCUGCUCUUACAAAACAUCUAAACUUGCCGCAAAUUUGCAGCUUGUUAUUUUCACAUGCAAAUGUUCUUUUGAUUCGCAGCAAAUGUCUGCCAGAAGAUUGCAGCUCUUCGCCAGUAGUGGUGUACCUCAGGCAAACCUUUGGCAACAAUGGACGAUUUGCAGAACUCUCGUUUUUUGUAAGGGUGGCGGCAAAGCAGCCAUAUCAGCCCUCAUUAUAUGAGAUAUUACACACUCAUUCUUCGGUGUUUAAUAAAUAAUUUGUACAAGCGUACAGCCACUCAAGUUUAAUGCACGUGAUGUAGUGGAUGAAAAAGCACAAUGAUUUGUAUUUUCUUUAGUCAAGUUUUUCUUAAAUGUGCCUAAAAAAAUGCUAAACAUCUGGAUGGAAACCCAGCUACUGAUGUUUUGUUUUGCUGAUGGCAUAUCCCUAACCUUUAGUCAGUAUUGAAUUAAAAUCUUGUUUUUAUCGACUUUAACGUAUUUGUGAUGGUACUGCCUGGCAUGUUUUUUUUAUGAAUUAUCGUAAUACUUUUAACUUUUGAAAUACAUCUGCUGUUCUUCAACGGUAGACACUCUCUAACUGGUACUAUUAACUUUUUUUCUUUUCAUUCAUUCAUACAAUCUCAGUUGAACAGCUAUUUCUUCUUUACUUUGAGUAUGAUGUGUGUCGAUCAUUUCUCUGCAGGCAAGUUCAUUGUAAUUUUAGCCUGUGUAAUGAUUGAUGCCAGGUGUCCAAGAAUUUGGACAGAAAUGUUGCGUAAUGUUAAUCGGAACAACUGUGACAUCCAUGUAUACUGCUAAUUUUCAACUAUACCAACCUUUUCUGGUUUUCUUGUCUUGUUUUUGGUUUGUUCCUCUUUUCUUUUCUUUUUUUACAUCCAAUCAACUUGUGUUGUUUUGACCUCAAAUAGCUGCUUAACACUCCUCCUUCAUGUUUGUGUCACUAAACAGUGUUACUCUAUCUUAUUUAAAGUAUUUUAAGUGUACACCGUCUAGCUCACACUGGAACUCUAGUGCUGUAGUUUUUCACGUGAAUAAUCCCUACCUGAACUUGAUUACUGUAGUACACUAAUCUAAAAUCAGCUUUGUCAUUUGAGCAUCGUAACAAACUGUAACUACGUCUUUCAGACUGGAAUCAAAAGGGAGAAGAAAGAAAUAUGGGUUUGGAACGACAUAAUGGUCCUAGAUAAGGAUGAAGUCAAUUCCUGGCCUAUAAUUGAUCUUUAAUGCUGUAAUGUAGGCCAGAAGUGGGCUGUAUUCAUGUUUAGGGCCAUUGGUUUUGGCUUUUCUGACUUUUACUGUUAUAAAAGUGAACAGAACAAGUGGAACUCUACUGCAAACCUUGUGUUCUGAUCCAUCUUUCAAACAUUGUGUUGUAGCACCUUUUAUGCUGGAUUUGUCCUGUAUACCUCCUUUGUGCAAUAGUUUGUAUAUUUUAUUUGUUGUAAUACCUGUAAAUUAAUUUCACAUUUUCAUAUCCUGUUUUGUUAUUCAUGUUUUUUCUUAAAUUAUUUUUUAUGUUGGUGUCAUACUUAAGGGCGUAUGUCCUGUAACACUCGAGCUGAAUGCAUUCCUUUUUGGCCUGCCUUUAACCCUCUCCUAUGUAGAUAAGACAGAUAUUAACCUCAUUAAGAAAUGCAUAAAAAAGUAUACAGAAACCAUGUAUAUUAUGUGCUAUAUUUGUUAGAUGAAACUGGAGUAAAUGCACACGUGUAACUCGAAACAUUUUAAGGAUUUCAGACUGCAUUGAUAGUGACUAGUGAUGCUUGGAUUCCUUUGGAAAUGUUAAUACUCAGUAUGUUGUCCCUUGAUUUCACAGAAUAAAGAAAAGAUAACAUUUCAGAUACAUUCAUACGUCACCCUUGUAUUCACUUCAGAUGUAUUUAAGAAACUUGAAGACAGAAAAAUGUAGAAUUGAGAAGGAUGUAAUACAGUGAAAGGCAAUUGGAAACUCAAAAACGUAUGAAUGUCAUUGCAUUAAAUAACAAAAUAUCAAACCAAGUGGCAUUUAUUUUAA